AAUCUUCUACUUAGGCAGUUUUCAUUAUCCUUAACACUUACCAAAUUAGAUCAUAACUUGACAUUUGUGUAUAUAGUUAACUGGGAAGAUUCUAAACCAACUUCAAGACACCCCAAUUUUCCCAAAUCUGGACUAUACAGCACCAAAGCAUAUGGCCCAAUUAACAAUUUAAUGGCCCAAAUCAUAAUUUUAGGAGAAAUCCAAAUAUCACAAUUGGAAGAGCACCUUGACUUCAAUCGACCGGCAGUUGCACAUCCACAAAUCAGGGGCAGGAGCAGCGAGGCAGUAGUGCACAGAACAGAGGAAAUAAAAGAAAGAAAAAUUAAAAAUAUAGAACAAGGACAGAUCAGGACGGAGACGAGCAGAAGGAAAAGAGCAACAACACCACAGCAAAUCCGAUUCCAAAAAUUUCUCAAAUCAAAUUCAAGUUCCGACUUAAUCAAUCAAAGAGUUCAACACUUCAAUCCACAAAUUCAACAUCAAUUGCAUUAUUAUAUGUUAACAAAUACUUAUCUAAUCUACGAAUCAAUUCUAACGAGAGAUAAUUCACUCACCUCGAUAUAAUCGAAGAAGAAUACCAAAUUUACCGGUUGGAAUCCGGCAGGAUUUUCCGGUGGCCUUGGAUGACAGAGCAGCGGCAGACCCGCGGUGGUUAGCUCUGGUCUGGCCUCCUGCUAUGCGGCUCUUCUCCCUAGUCCCGCGAUCACGGUAGCGAGGAUGAAGAAGACCCGCUAUGACCGGCGAAGCUCCGGCGUUUACUCCCUCUGGCUGGUUUCUGUCGAACGGAAGAACAAGCACAGAGGUAGUGGAUGGUCAGCCAAUCGCUCGCCGCCGGAAGCCAGAGCUCCUCCCGCCGCCAUCACCGCCGUCGCCUUCCCCAGCCUCGCCGCACCAACCAACAGCGACCAGCGCCGCCGCUGCUUCCUUCGCCUCCAGCCGCCGUCGCCGAGCUUCCAGCCGCUGCUUCGCCUUCGCCGGAAACGAGCGCCGCCGUCGCCCUUUGCACAGUGGCCAUCCGCCGCCGUCGAUUGCAGCACCGCCAGUCGCUGCUCAUCGCCGUCGAACUGCCGCUCCGCCACUGUCGCCGGCGUCCGUCACCGUCGCCGCAUCCGGCCGCUGCCCCGAGUUGAUAUCACCGGCAGAUUAACCCCCACGCCGGAUUGAUUGGUCGAUUUCGUAUUUUGACUCGAUUUGACCCAUUCGGUUGAUUUCGUUGAUUUGUCUUCCGUUCGAGCGAUCGAUUCGAUUUCGACGUAAUCCAGAAACUGGCCAUCGCUCGGGCGGCUGCAGGGCCUAGUGAGUGAGGUUAAGACGUGCGCACGAGGGUCUGCGAUCUUGGGUUUGAGGCCAUCGCCCGAGGGAUCCUACCUCCACCGAAUUGAGGCCAUCUUCGGUAUUACGGAUUGAGGCUAUCUCCGUCAUAGGAAAUAAAUGUUAAGUGGUUUGACUUUGGUGAAAGUCUAAAUUGGUUUGACCGGUGGUCAAAGAGU
Molecule: messenger RNA, 1490 nt
Organism: Cuscuta campestris
Lineage: Eukaryota; Viridiplantae; Streptophyta; Magnoliopsida; Solanales; Convolvulaceae
Source: the annotation of a GenBank genome assembly